AUGGCGCCGCGAAGGUCCAAGCCCGUUCCGCCACCACAGCCGACGCGUACGCUGGUCAUCGACAAUGGCGCACACACCCUCAAAGCUGGCUUCGUCACAACUGAGGCCAUCGAUGAGCCCGUCGUCAUCCCCAACUGCAUCGCUCGCGACAGGACCAGGAAGACCUACGUCGCGUCCGAUCUCUCCAAAUGCAAGGAUUUUGGCGAGAUAGCUUUCCGGAGGCCGGUAGACAAGGGCUACGUCGUCAACUGGGAGGCACAGAAAGAGAUCUGGGACCACGAGUUUUUCAACCAAGACGCGCCGCAGAAGUGUGAUCCUGCGGAGACCAGGCUUGUCUUGACUGAGCAGCCGAACUCGAUCCCGGCCUUGCAGACCAACUGUGACCAGAUGGUAUUUGAGGAGUUCGGCUUCGCCAGCUUCUAUCGCGGCAUAGCGCCGACAUUCAAUGCCUAUCACGAUGUCCAAGCCAUCUUUCGAACCCCUGAACGCGACCCGAAUGCUCUGAGCAAGCUUCCCGCCGAGCUUAUCCUCCUGAUCGACUCGGGCUACUCAUUCACCACUGUCACGCCUGUCUUUCAAGGCCGGCCCUUGCAAUCCGCCAUACGCCGACUCGACGUCGGCGGCAAGUUCCUGACCAACUACCUGACCCGCCUUCUAUCCCUGCGGCAUUACGACAUGCGAAAUGAUACCUACAUUGUAAACGAGAUCAAGGAAAAGGCCUGCUAUGUCUCGCUGGACUUCAAGGGGGAUCUAGAAAAGACCUGGAAAGGUACACGCGGCGAGAAACGAGAACCAUACGUGUCGGGAGCAGGCAUCGCGAAGGACUACGUCCUCCCAGACUUCCACACUCGCUCUGCUGGAAUCGUGCGUGAUUUUGAUCCCACAACGACCGCCAAACAACGCAAGUUAGCAGCCGCCGCAUCCAACGAGGAUAUCCUGACCCUGCGCAACGAGCGCUUUGUCAUCCCCGAGCUGUUUUUCAACCCAUCCGAUGCCGGCAUGCAGGCACCAGGUCUCGCUGACCUGGUGAAGCAAAGCCUAGAUGUGCUACCUGUGGGUCUGUGGCCCGGUCUCCUUGCAAACAUAGUCGUGGUUGGUGGCAACGCGCAGUACGUGGGCUUCAUCCAGCGCCUACAAAAGGAGAUUGUGCAACGGUUUCCGGACGAGACUAUUGUUAGAGUCGCAAGGCCGGCAGAUCCUAUCUGCAAUACUUGGUUGGGCGCCGCCAACUUUGCCAGGCAUGAGCACGUCGAGAGACUAGCCGUUACAAAGCAGGAGUACGAGGAGCACGGGGCUGCAUGGGUCGCCAGAAAAUUUGCUGUUGGCCUCGGUCAAGACUGA
Molecule: messenger RNA, 1341 nt
Organism: Diaporthe amygdali
Lineage: Eukaryota; Fungi; Ascomycota; Sordariomycetes; Diaporthales; Diaporthaceae
Product: ctin-like protein arp-6
Exons: 2
Coding region: 1-1341 (446 amino acids)
Cellular component (GO): Swr1 complex
Molecular function (GO): nucleosome binding
Source: RefSeq, a predicted model, not a curated record